GGCAACACUCAAACAUACGGUGUCGUGGUGAGUAAAUCAGAGAAGAAGAAGCUCGAGACUAACGCCACCUGUGGUAUUCACUCUGUUGUGUUUGACACACAGGCUUCUGAGGAUUUCCAUGGAUUAUAUUGUUAAACAUCAGUGAUAUUAAGCUUUUGUGAUUUUUUUUUUCCCCCAGUCGGUUCAAUUAAGUAGUUUAUAGACAGAAAAAAAGGGUCACUUUUCCACAUCUGAAGUCGAGGCGUCUUGGGAAAGGAAGAAGCGAUGUCUUACACGUCCAAGCUUCCCGCUUCCUGGAAUGAUGAACGACCACGUCGGAAAGUGGAAAUCGACCUGAGCUCGCCUGGUUUGGCAGUGUUUGAGCUGGAAAGAUUGCUGUUCACAGGCAAAGCCAUCAUCAGCCAUGCAGAUGAAGUGUGGCCGAGGCUUUACAUCGGGGACCAAGACAGCGCAGAAAACCUUGCGGAUCUGUCCAGGCAUCGCUUCACUCACGUCCUGAAUGCAGCUCACAGCAAACGAAGGGGGCAACCAACCACAUACGAGCAAAUGAAGAUCACCUACAUGGGCAUUGAGGCACACGACUCCUGCAACUAUGACAUGAGCAUCAACUUUCAGGCUGCGGCAGACUUCAUCCAUGGAGGACUGAACACAGGAGGGAAAGUUCUGGUGCAUUGUCACGUGGGAGUCAGUCGUUCUGCCACCCUGGUGCUGGCUUACCUGAUGCUGAAGCAGAAGCUCUCUCUUGUGGAGGCUAUUUGUGCUGUGAAAGACAAUCGGGGUGUGAUCCCAAACAGAGGUUUCCUCCGACAGCUCAUUAAACUGGACAGGCAGCUCUUUGGCAAACAUCAUUAAACCACGAGAAACCACAAUCUCAAGAACCUUCAAGCUCCCGCAAUCUGAAAUCAGUUCAUUUCUUCUGGUCUGGACUUGAUGUGUGCAAAGACGAGAUCCUAAAAACAGUUUUUUAAGUUUUUUUUUUUUUUUAUUACAGACAUUCAAAACUCUCUAAAAUCCCAAUGUGAAAACUCAUGAAGGUUUUUAAGUAAUAUGUAACAAUCCACUUCUGUAACAUAAAGACACAGUUGAUAUUUGGUCAGAAGGUGAGCGUGUUAGCUGAUAUCGUCAGAAAAAAGAAAAAAAAAAACUCUGUGCCCCACCUUCUAAACUUGUGUGUUACAAAAUUACAUGUGUACACUAACUAUAUGCUGUUUGAAAUAAUUGCACAAUAUUUAAAUAUUUUCAGGAAAGAAAGUUUAAUCAAAAAUUAAGCCACACUGUCAUUGGCUGUAGAUUCAGGUUUUUUAGCUGUCCAUGAACAAAACAUCUAUUUUUAAUCCACACAGUUUUAAUGUCCAGAACAGUUUUUCUAUUAAGUGCAUUGUAUUUUUACUGUGGGGAUUGUGUAUGCUAGUCUUCACAUAUUUAUCUGCAGAGAGCAUAAAAUGUCGUUUUUAGAGACUAUUUCUGUAUCACAGCCAUUCAACCACUUCAGGACAAACCUCCAUACCAUAGUACCUUAAACUUUUAUGAAAUGAUACAAAUGUUACUUAGUCAUGUUGGAAACUUAACUUGUUCUUGAGCUGGUUAAGUUUUUUUACAUUUAAUUAAGCGUGCAUUAGCACAUGAUGCUCUCCAAAUUAUGUCUUGUCAGGACAUUUAUUUUUGUACUCAAACUUUCUUUUAAAUAGUCGAAAUAUAAGACUUUUUAUAUAUAUCUGAGUGACAAAAUUAAGUUAUUCCUCGACAAUAGUGCCACCUGCUGGACGGAAUUGCUUAAAUCUUUGGAGAUAAAUUCUAAAGAAAAAUUGAAACUUUUUCUGUUGUCCUAAAUGUUACACUUGCGAUGUUGGAUGCAAAGGUAUAGUGACAAAAUAUAAGAUAUAUUCUUUGUUAAUAAUGUGACUGCAAUACCGACAAGAGCAAUGGUGCAAAUUUGCUUUUGUUCACGACAAGCUUCCAUCUCCGUUUUCCAACACAAACCAUUUAUCUUGGUUUAGACUUAUGCACCAAAGAAAAUCUGAUUAAUGAGCAAUGGCAAAAUUUCUUUAUUCUGAUACCUUAGAUGUUUUGCUUUUAAAUCCAGCUUUUUUGUCUUCUGGUCAAAAAUUAUACUUUAUCCCCUACAUAUAAAAGAAUCCAGAAAUGAGACUAAUCCCUUUGUGAAAACCCCUGGAGGUCUAUGAUCUCCUAAAAUCAAGUUUUGCAGGACAGUCCAGUUCCGGUCCUCAAGAGCAACACUCCUACACUACAAGCUGCUGACGCUAUUUAUGGGUAGAAUUGCAAACUCAAACAUCUGAUGUUCUGACUUAAAAUUUCAAAGUGAAGUCAUUCUGCUGUCUUUGUGAAUGGAACACUUUGUUCUGCAAAUAAAAGACAUUUCAAAGCAUA
This is a messenger RNA of Gambusia affinis (western mosquitofish), 2388 nucleotides long. Its product is annotated as dual specificity protein phosphatase 26-like. Gene Ontology annotation, molecular function: MAP kinase phosphatase activity; protein tyrosine/serine/threonine phosphatase activity. Gene Ontology annotation, biological process: negative regulation of MAPK cascade; protein dephosphorylation. Gene Ontology annotation, cellular component: cytoplasm. The coding region runs from base 265 to 852 and encodes 195 amino acids. Lineage: Eukaryota; Metazoa; Chordata; Actinopteri; Cyprinodontiformes; Poeciliidae. The record is from RefSeq and is a predicted model, not a curated record. The transcript has 3 exons.